Molecule: messenger RNA, 861 nt
Organism: Paramecium tetraurelia
Lineage: Eukaryota; Ciliophora; Oligohymenophorea; Peniculida; Parameciidae
Exons: 3
Source: RefSeq, a predicted model, not a curated record
AUGUCUAAAUAAUUGCAAAAUGAGAAAUAAUAAAAUGUUAUCCAAGCUUCAGGCUUGCAAGAAGCAUAUGAAUAUUUACUUAGACAAUUAUGCAAGAAAGGCUUACCAACUGGAAAUGUUUAUGAAUUUUCUGCUCAAACAAUAUUGAAAUAUGAAAAAAAAUUAAAAAAUUAGAACAUCUAAACUAAAGCUCAAUAGGCUGCUAAAGAAGCACAUGAAAAAUUUGUUAAAAAGAUGCAAGAUAAAGAACAAAAGAAUUAGGAAGAAGUUUCAAAGUAUGAAUUGGUCUUUAGGGAAGAAUAAAAGAGAAAAGAAUUAUAUCAGUAAUCCCUUUCCUAAGAACCAGCUCAAAGACAAAGCAUAGGAAAACAGAGUUUGGAUUUGAAAAAUUAACAAAUUGAUAAAGUUGAUUAAUCUCCACCAAAAGGAGAGAAAAAUUAAUAAAACAUUCAAACAUCACCACCUAAAUAAGAAGUUAAAACUUCAAAACAAGAACCAGAAUAAGUAGUGUAAUAAUAAACAUAAAAUCAGCAAUAAUAGCAAUAACAGCAGGUAUAGGGCAAGCAACAAUAAAAUAAUAAUAAAAAAGGAUAGGUUUAGAAUUAAAAAAAAGACACAAAAAACCAAUACUAAAAUGAAUCUAUAUUAAAGGAAUUAAAAUUAGAAGAGUAAAAAGAAUAAUAAUAGCAGCAAGAUUAAUAAUAAUAAUAAUAAUAAUAAUAAUAAUAAUAAUAAUAAUAAUAAUAAUAAUAAUAAUAAUAGUAGUAGUAAUAAUAAUAAAAUAAAACAAAUGAUGUGAAUAAAGAAUAACCAAAAGAAUAAUAAAAAUAAGACAAUAAAAAAACAAGCAAGAAAAAGUGA